Molecule: messenger RNA, 1150 nt
Organism: Lolium rigidum
Lineage: Eukaryota; Viridiplantae; Streptophyta; Magnoliopsida; Poales; Poaceae
Product: SNAP25 homologous protein SNAP33-like
Exons: 6
Coding region: 141-893 (250 amino acids)
Cellular component (GO): plasma membrane; SNARE complex
Molecular function (GO): SNAP receptor activity
Source: RefSeq, a predicted model, not a curated record
CCCACCCCCCGGAGACGAGGCGGAGCUAGGGUUCCGAGAGCAGGUCCCGGCGAACUCUGCCCCCAUCCUGCUCCGCUCCAACGACCCGACCCAGCAAGAGCUCUGCUCGUUGCUCCAGUACGUGAAGUGAAUAAACCGAGAUGCCAGUAUCGAUGGAUAGGAAGCAAAGCGCAUUCGCCACUCCAAUCCGGAGAACGAACCCCUUCGAUUCCGACUCUGAUUCUGAAGUGCCCUCGAGACCAUCAAGGACACAAUCUGCCCCAGUGCAGCGCACCAACCAAUCCGUGCAAGAAUUGGAGGAAUACACCCUACAUAAAGCAAAGGAAACCUCAUGCAAAGUAAAGGAGUGUGUUAGGGCCGCUGAAGCUAUUCGAGAAGAUGCUACACAAAUCCUGCUGACUUUGCAUCGACAAGGUGAACAGAUCAAUCAGACUCAUCGAGUAGCAGCUGACAUAGAGCAGGACCUUACUGUGGGUGAGAAGCUUUUGGGAAGUCUAGGCGGACUAUUCUCAAGGUCAAGGACAUGGAUGCCAAAGAGAAAUCAACAAAUAAAAGGACCAGUUUCACAGAAUAAUUAUUUCAAGACUACAUCAAACGACAUGGAACAGAGGCAGAAGCUAGGAAUUGUCUCAACACCUCAACAAUCUCCCAGUUCUGUACAUCGUUCGCCUGCAACCGCGAUGGAGAAAGUUGAGGAUGAGAAAGCAAAGCAGGAUGAUGCAUUUGCAGACUUGACUAACAUAUUGGGAAGCAUGAAGGACAUGGCGCUGGAUAUGGGUACAGAGAUCGAUAGGCAAAACAAAUCACUGGAUGCUUUCAAUGACGACGUCGAGGAGCUGAACUUCCGAGUCAAAGGGGCAAAUCAACGGGGACGUCGGCUGCUUGGGAAGUGAUAUGCGAGUCGGAGUCAGGCUGGUAGAACCACUGUGUCCAUGUCUGACAGUUUUGACUAUGCUGUGGAGAUUAAAGUGUGUUUUCUGCAGCUAUGCCUACUUCAAAGGACUAAGGAAGCUGUUGUCCUUCUUAACAAAUCCUGGUGAUAGAUAUUCUUGUAUUGUAUUAGAGCCCGUUGUAUUAUGCUGUUGUUCCUGAUAUGUUUCUGGACCAGAUUCCUGUGUUGUAUGACAACUAAGUGAGUGGGUAGGCACCU